UUCAGUCUGGUGCGUACUUUUGUAAUUGUGUUUCUCAUUCCCAUGUAGUGAUUCUCAUUAGCAUAUAAAAAGCGGGUGACACGAAUUCACUCUAAUAGAUUGCUUGCGUGCAAAUGUUCUCUUCACGUCACGGACAUGACACCGAAGUCAUGUCAAUCACGAAUGAUAUACUGUAUCAACUUUCCUCCAAGAUCAGGCUCUCUAAAUCCGUUAGCGUAACUAACUGAGGCUAUUAAUUGGCUCUCUACAAGAUCUCAAGGUGGCUUCCUUCUUGUCCUUGUUGUUCUAUAUGUUUCUUAUGGUUCCUGCCAGUCCAGUGAUGAGCAAGGCUGACUAUCGGUCGGUUAUGCCAGCUGAACGAAUCUGCAAACCAGGGCCGCCAUUGAAAGCAACGAUUGGAAAGACGAACUGUCUUGUUAUUGGUGAUUCCAUCAGCAAUGGUUACACUCCGUGGGUCGCCAGAAUGUUAGGUGAUGACUAUCAAGUCCAGCAUGCUCCUUGGGACAGACGAGACGGAGGAGCAAAGGACUCUGCGUAUGGUCUACAAUGCCUGGGCUUGUUUCUGCAGACCGCCAUGUUAGAACCAACAAGAUAUGAUGUUAUUAUCUUCAAUUUCGGUAUGCAUGAUAUAAACUAUAACGGCAAAUGGUCAGCGGAAUACAUCACACCAGCUGAGUAUGCUAAAAAUCUAAGAGCUAUAACAUCAAUACUGUUAUCAACUGGGGCUAAGGUAGGGUACGUUCUCACAACGCCGGUGCCUUGGAAUGCUACGCUGAAUGAUCGCGUCAUACAGUACAACAACAUAGCACGUGGUAUGAUGAAAGAUAAUCCAACUGUGGCUACCGCUGACUUGUACACCUGGGUGAUCGAAGUCUGCGGAGUUCCGCCUUAUUUCAACUGCAUUAUCGCUGGCAAGCAGCCGAGCCCGCACUACACUGCACAAGGAUAUGAGUACUUAAGUGAGAGGGUAAAAGAUCUAAUCAAAGAUCUUACUCCAGAACGUGAUGAGAGUCCUCGCUUUUGGAAAAGACAAGAAUUAUUUUGGUCAAAGAGAGAAAAUCCAGUUCCCUGCAAGAACAAGUCUGGCGAUGUGGUGACAGUGUGUCCAUAUAACAGCACGUGCUGUAACGAAAGGUAUUCCGUAACAGGACAAGGAUGUUGUCUCACACCAAACGCCGUCCCGUGUGGGGACGAGUUGCACUGCUGUCCCGCAGGUUACAAGUGUGAUCCGGCCUGUUCAAGAUACGAGUGUUCCUGUCAAGAGACGCGAUGAACGACGCAUUGGAAAAGGCUGUUGUUUGUCAAGUUUGCUGCCUGACUUGUCAAAAUGAUCAUAAUUUUUAACAUAACUGAAAUAAUAAAAAUGUUCACUUGCUUGUUCUUAUAGUUUGUUUGUCGGUUCACUUGGUUCAUCGACUGGUUCGCCGUUGUCACGUGGUUCUCUUCCCUAGUUACUUGUUUUACCUGCUGGUUGACCUGGUUCAACAGCUAGUUCAACACGUGCCUCACGUUGCUCACGUGGUUCACUUACUGGUCCACUUGGUUUAUUUUGCUUCGUAUGCAUGGUUUACCUGAUGCAUGUGCUUGUUCUCAUGUUUCUUCUCCUAGUUAUAAUAAUAACUUUAUUUAAGUGUUAGUUCACGUCAUUCAGCUGCUGGUGCCUUUAGUCUUCGUUCUGGUUCGCUUGCCUCACCUGCCUGCUUGGCUCUCUUGGUUCAUUUGCUGGUUCACUUGGUUCAUUUGCUCAACCAAGUGAACCAGCAGAUGAACCUAGUGAACCAGCAAGUGAGCAAAGUGAGCCAGCAAGAGGAACCAAGUUUUCUAGCAAGUGAACCAAGUAACUAAGCGAACCAGAAUUUAAGCAAAUCGAUUUUCG
This is a messenger RNA of Orbicella faveolata, 1876 nucleotides long. RefSeq lists its product as uncharacterized. The record is from RefSeq and is a predicted model, not a curated record. Lineage: Eukaryota; Metazoa; Cnidaria; Anthozoa; Scleractinia; Merulinidae.